CGUCUUUCGCAACGGCUAGUCCUCUCCGCCUUCUACAAAACCCCAUCAUGUGCUCAGAUUUUUUCACUGUGCUUUAGCGAUAUUCGAUCUCCUUCUCUGAUCUGCUUUCGUGUGGACGUCUUUGUAUACGUCUUCACGAAGCCCCUGGGUAUCUGCAUUCAGUUUUUCUGCUUGUAAUCUGUGUACAGUCUUAACAAGGACUUUGGUCUUUAACUUUGAGGAGUUUUUGAGGGUUUUUUUUCAGCGACAAUGAGGGAGUGCAUUUCAAUCCACAUUGGCCAGGCCGGUAUCCAGGUCGGCAAUGCCUGUUGGGAGCUUUACUGUCUCGAACACGGCAUUCAGCCCGAUGGCCAGAUGCCUAGCGACAAGACGGUGGGCGGCGGUGAUGAUGCUUUCAACACUUUUUUCAGUGAGACCGGUGCGGGAAAGCACGUUCCCCGUGCUGUGUUCCUGGAUCUGGAACCGACUGUCAUCGAUGAGGUUCGAACCGGGACUUAUCGCCAGCUUUUUCACCCGGAGCAGCUCAUCAGCGGGAAGGAGGACGCCGCAAACAACUUCGCCCGUGGCCACUACACCAUUGGUAAGGAGAUAGUUGAUCUGUGCCUGGAUCGAAUCCGAAAGCUGGCGGACAACUGUACUGGUCUGCAGGGGUUUCUUGUUUUCCACGCAGUAGGAGGAGGGACUGGAUCAGGGCUGGGAUCUCUUCUCCUGGAGAGGCUUUCUGUGGACUAUGGAAAGAAAUCAAAGUUGGGCUUCACAGUUUACCCGUCUCCUCAGGUCUCCACAUCUGUGGUGGAACCCUACAACAGCGUGCUCUCAACUCAUUCACUGUUAGAGCAUACUGAUGUGGCUGUUCUGUUAGAUAAUGAGGCCAUUUAUGACAUCUGCCGCCGUUCCCUUGACAUUGAGCGCCCUACUUAUACUAACCUUAACAGGCUCGUUUCUCAGGUUAUAUCUUCCUUAACUGCGUCUCUGCGUUUUGAUGGCGCACUUAAUGUUGACGUGACGGAGUUCCAGACCAAUCUGGUACCCUACCCUCGCAUUCAUUUCAUGCUUUCAUCUUAUGCCCCUGUAAUCUCUGCAGAGAAGGCCUACCAUGAGCAGCUCUCUGUUGCAGAAAUCACUAACAGUGCCUUUGAGCCUUCUUCCAUGAUGGCAAAAUGUGAUCCCCGCCAUGGAAAGUACAUGGCCUGCUGUCUCAUGUACAGAGGAGAUGUUGUGCCCAAGGAUGUGAAUGCUGCUGUUGCCACCAUUAAGACUAAGAGGACCAUUCAGUUUGUGGACUGGUGUCCUACUGGGUUCAAGUGUGGUAUCAAUUAUCAGCCCCCAACUGUGGUUCCUGGAGGCGAUCUUGCCAAGGUUCAGAGGGCAGUUUGCAUGAUAUCCAACUCCACCAGCGUUGCUGAAGUCUUCUCUCGCAUUGAUCACAAGUUUGAUCUCAUGUAUGCCAAGCGUGCUUUCGUGCACUGGUAUGUUGGUGAGGGUAUGGAAGAAGGAGAGUUUUCUGAGGCACGUGAGGAUCUUGCUGCUCUGGAGAAGGACUACGAAGAAGUUGGAGCUGAGUCUGCUGAAGGCGAUGAAGAUGAUGGCGAGGAGUACUGAUUUUUCUAGGGUUGAUUAGUAUUAGUAAUCGAUAUUAGUAUACUAUAUAAUUGGCUUUUGCUGACAAUUAUUUUACAGACCAAUACUCAUUGGUUUUAUCAUGUAAUGGGUAAUUUUCGGGUUUUGUCGAUGUAAUGCUAUCUUUGGACGUGUACUGGGUUUCUAUUUUAUAUAUAUAUAAUAUUUACAGUUUAUACUAGUA
Molecule: messenger RNA, 1804 nt
Organism: Cryptomeria japonica (Japanese cedar)
Lineage: Eukaryota; Viridiplantae; Streptophyta; Pinopsida; Cupressales; Cupressaceae
Product: tubulin alpha chain
Exons: 4
Coding region: 250-1602 (450 amino acids)
Biological process (GO): mitotic cell cycle; microtubule cytoskeleton organization
Cellular component (GO): cytoplasm; microtubule
Molecular function (GO): GTP binding; structural constituent of cytoskeleton
Source: RefSeq, a predicted model, not a curated record